AUGUCACGGAAAAAUAAAUCAUCGAAUGAACAUCAUACAACCAAAAAAGGAAAAGAUAAGCCAACAUACAAAAUUAUCGUUUUAGGAUGUGGUGGCGUUGGCAAGUCGGCAAUAACUAUUCAAUUUGUAAAGUCUUUCUUUUUCUCGGAUUAUGAUCCGACGAUCGAAGAUUCUUAUGUAAAACAAUGUUUAAUCGAUAAUCAAAUUGCUCAACUAGAAAUUCUUGAUUCAGCUGGCCAAGAAGAAUUCAAACCUAUGCGUGAACAAUACAUGCGCGUUGGCGAAGGUUUUCUACUUGUUUUCUCGUUAACCGAUCGUCAUUCACUCGAAGAAUGUUAUAAACUACAUCGUGAUAUCAUACGUAUCAAAGAUUCAGAUCACGUUCCAAUGUUAUUAAUUGGAAACAAAUUAGAUAUACGUCAAACAGAUCUCGAUAUUCAAGCACGGAAUGCGGCAAUUGCUAUGCGGAUACCUUAUUACGAAACAUCCGCUCGUACACGUUACAAUAUUGAUGAAGUCUUUAUGGAACUCAUGAGAGAAAACUUAAAUGAACAACUCGAAGUUCUUCGUGCCAUCUUUUGUCGGACGAACGAACUUGUCUAUGAUGACCUAACCGAAAGAAUUACAUACAAUGCCUUCGAUGAUCAAUUACAAUGCGUGGGCUUUUCAGUCAGUGUCUAUACAAAUGAUAUGAUCAUCGUGGACAGUAAUGUGUUGUCUAAUGAUGAACUUAAACAAUUCAGAGCGAAGACAUGUGGUGUUGCAACAACUACAACAACAUUGUAUGAUUUAUUUAGUACAUUGAAAGAUUCUUACGAGCAAUUGAUAAUACAAAGAGCAAAACAAGAUUCGCGGGUGAAAGAAUGCCUGAAGUCAACAUUGAUGAGCAUUGAUCAUAUGCGUUCGCCGAAUGUUUACAUGAAACGUCUUCAUCAAUGGGCGGAUCAAUUACUUCUUACAGGUCGAGUCUUGGUGAUACCACAUCAUAUAUUCAUCUUGAUCGAAGGAACGAAUGAAGAUAUAAAACAAUUUAUUGUGAAGCUAAGAACUGAAACAGUCGAUAUCGACAGUCGAGGUCGACCUUGCAAAGAACGUCUGUUAACUCAAUUAGCUGAAAUAUGCACUGACUCAUCCAAAUUUUCAAACUUUGAAAGAAUCGAAUUCGAAACUCGACAAGAGCUUCUGUUAUAUUUGACAAAACAUGAAUACGAACAAUUGCACGAUCACAUUGCGAGAAAUCUAUAUAAUUCUUUGAUUGAAUUGCUCCGAUUAAUUAUUCAAUCUUGCUCUUCCAGAGAUCACCCGUUAAAGACGACAAUGAUUCAAUCAUUGAAAGGCCAAGAGCUUGAAAGAACGAACUUUUUUUGUGAUGGAUUUGUUUAA
Adineta ricciae is the source of this 1383-nucleotide messenger RNA. Lineage: Eukaryota; Metazoa; Rotifera; Eurotatoria; Adinetida; Adinetidae. The record is from the annotation of a GenBank genome assembly.